This is a messenger RNA of Monosiga brevicollis MX1, 1296 nucleotides long. RefSeq lists its product as uncharacterized. The coding region runs from base 1 to 1296 and encodes 431 amino acids. The transcript is spliced from 4 exons. NCBI's taxonomy places the organism in Eukaryota, Choanoflagellata, Craspedida, Salpingoecidae. The record is from RefSeq and is a predicted model, not a curated record.
AUGACCUCGCUGCGAGAAGUCUCAAAGGGCUGGGAGCCUGAACCGGUGCCCUGGUCGGCGCUUGGCCCGGUGGACGAGUCCUCAAGCGUGCUCCGACAACACAAGCUAUAUACCGAGCAUCAGCGACACCUGGAGCGGCGUGCGCGUUGGGCCUAUGCGCUCCACCUCUUGGUUGGCAAUGCUGUGUUCUACAUUAUCAACUCGCUCUUCCUGGGGCCCCUCGUCGUCUUUCUGGACCGGCCCAUGCCCGAAAAAAAAACCAUUGCUGCUGACAUGAGUCUGCGCCCGAUCCCGCCCCUGUCGCCUACCAUGAUGUUCAUUACCAUAGUUGCACUCAUGGCAGCCAUCGUGCUGGCCACGGCCUGGGACGUGGUAGUCAAUGACAAGAGCGUGGUUCUGUGGACCAUGGCCGCUGUAUCCGGCAGCCUGGGCUGCUUUGGCAACCUCAUGAGCUGGGCCUGGGCGGCACCCCGCGGCCCUCUCAUGAUGUCUGCCCUUUCUGCGGGCAUGGGCGCUGGCGCCCUCAUCCCCUCCCUCAUUUCUCUCGUCAUGAACCCCGGUGGCCACCAUCCCACGUUUGGGGUCGAGGCCUUUUAUCUCAUCGCCGCGGUCCUCAUAGCGUGCUCUGUCGUUGCUGUCUGGUUCCUCGACUAUUCACACUUUUUUGCCCCCUUUUGGCAAGCCCUACCAGCUUCGACAGCAUCAAAGCAGGCUUUGCCCUCGUCUCUCUCCAUCAAUGAGGAUGAGGAAGCCCGCACGCCCUUGCUGCCACCGGAAGACGAGGGGGAUGGUGAUCUCGCUGCUCAGCUCAGCGGAGUCCCCACUCGUGGCCGCCUCAUUUGGCGCAUGCUGACCAUAUGCUGGGGUGCCAGCCUCAUCUUUGGCUGGCAGCCAGGCCUGGUUCCCUAUCUUGUACCCAAUGGCCACCCUCUCAUUGCCUUUCAAGUUGCUGGCCAGAUGUAUCUGGGCGCGCUACAGUCGGGUCUCUUUGCAGCCAUGCUCGUUCUUGCCCUUGUCUGUAACCAACAUCAAGCCUGGUUCACGGUUGUCAUGACCCUGCUCAACACGUGCUUUGCGUGGUGCUACGGUGUCCUGUCGACCCGCAUCAUGAUCACGGCAGCCCAUUUUGUGGGGGUGGUUUAUCCCGCUACUUCGCCCGAGCAACGGCCUGCCGAUGCAGACGAUCGAGUGAUCCAGCUGAUGGGCGCAGCCCUGAGUCUGGGAAGCGGCAUUGGCGGUGUCGGCAGUUACUUUCUCGUCAACAAGUGGCUGGAUCAAUAUCUUCAUGAAGCAUAA